GUUGAAAAAAAACGCGACGAAAAGAAAUUCAUUAUUCUUCUUUUAAAAGUGACGUGGCUGUAACUACUCGAGUGGCUGUUUGCUGUAGGAAGGUGCGUUUCAGUGACUCUUGUACCGCAAGCAUGGUGACAGAUGUGCAGCUGGCAAUAUUUGCAAACAUGUUGGGAGUUUCCCUAUUCCUUCUGGUAGUCCUGUACCAUUAUGUGGCUGUCAACAACCCCAAGAAAGUUGAAUGAACAUGUCGAGGAGCAUAGAAGGAUGGAAAUCACAAUCAAGAAUUUCCGCAGAUGGAACAGAUUUCAAAUUAUGGACACUAGAUUUCUUUAGUAUUUUGUUUCUGUUAAUUGUUGAAAUGCUCAGUUGUUUCUAAUUUUUUUUUUUUAUUGUGCACCGUGAUUAUAUCAUGGUGUAAAAUUUGCCAUUGUAGGUAUUGUGUGAAUAACCACAUUUUUGAAUGAAUACAUGACAAAAUGGAUAACUUAAUUUGAA
Messenger RNA from Polypterus senegalus (gray bichir), 489 nucleotides. It is a transcript of the gene ost4, whose product is annotated as oligosaccharyltransferase complex subunit 4 (non-catalytic). Gene Ontology annotation, cellular component: oligosaccharyltransferase complex. The transcript has 3 exons. The coding region runs from base 123 to 236 and encodes 37 amino acids. Lineage: Eukaryota; Metazoa; Chordata; Cladistia; Polypteriformes; Polypteridae. The record is from RefSeq and is a predicted model, not a curated record.